Molecule: messenger RNA, 1414 nt
Organism: Nematolebias whitei (Rio pearlfish)
Lineage: Eukaryota; Metazoa; Chordata; Actinopteri; Cyprinodontiformes; Rivulidae
Gene: glcci1a
Product: glucocorticoid induced 1a
Biological process (GO): podocyte development
Cellular component (GO): cytoplasm
Source: RefSeq, a predicted model, not a curated record
AUGGAAUUCCUCAGGCAGGAUCCGCUUCAGCUGGGAGACGAACAGCCGGACCUGCUCCUCCGUCGUCCCGGUGCUCCAGACCCGCCGCCCCGGGUGGAAGCGACUCUGCACGGGAGGCUGGUCCCCAGGAGAAGCCUUCUCAGCCGGAUAGCGAGACCAGACGUCUCCCCCUCACAUUUCCCCCACAAAGUUGAAAGAGUCUCGCCUGGUGUGGAGCUGGGGGGCAGUGGGUUGUCUUCAUCUUUGGGCACGGUCAGUGGUCCGUACCCGACUGGCUGGCGUGACUCCCAUGAGGGUCACACAUCUUGUAUGAAAGGAAAAUUGAUGCAGAUCGAGCUGAACUGUGAGAGCAGACAUCUCAGAUUCUGCUUUCUGUCCUGCUUCAACACACAAGUCUCUGUUUCCAUGUCGAAGUCUGCUCAGAUGCCACUGUCCAACAUCACCGUGCCGAAGGCCUCCAUCUCCAGGGUCCCCAGCAGCAUGGAGGGCAUCAAUCAUGAGCUGGAGAAAGUCUUCAUUAAAGACAGUGGAGACAAGGAGGAGCUAAAGUCCUUGGAGGUCCCUGAUGGACGCCGGGCACCCUUCCCUCCACAGCAGCGCAGCAGCAGUUCCCACAGUGUGGACCCUCAGACUCCGUUAGCCCCCGGGCGGUCCAGCAGCUGCUCCAGCCUGUCCCCAUGUCCCUCACCAGCCUGCCCUCCAGGAUCACAUGAUGGCAGCCCCUACUCCACAGAGGAUCUGCUGUACGACCGAGAUAAGGACAGCGGAAGCAGCUCCCCCCUUCCUAAGUUCGCCUCCUCACCCAAACCCAACAACAGCUACAUGUUCAAGCGAGAGCCUCCAGAGGGAUGUGAGAAGGUUAAAGUGUUUGAGGAAAUGAGCUCCAGGCAGGUGGCGUCAGCGUCCGCCCCCCUCUUCUCCUGUCCCGACAAAAACAAGGUCAACUUCAUCCCGACAGGCUCCGCCUUCUGCCCCGUCAAACUUCCCGGCUCCAUGCACCUCGCUCCACCCUCAGAGGUGGAGGACGAGGACAACUUGGAGGCCCCGUCUUCCUUCGAGCCCCACGGGGCUGGCUCGUUUCACGGUGUCCCCACUCAGGUGUCCACGAGCACCAGCACAGACGACCCCCCAGAGGAGCCCUCAGAGACUGCAGAGGGUCAGACAGACAGCCCCGACACCAGCUAGACUCUAGUAGAGGGACCACCCCACACCUGACUGUCCCCCCAACAAACACGUCCGUCUCUCUGUGCUAACCCCCCCACACCCCCCUUCUAUCACUGCAUGACAGCAACUCUGUCCCUUCAUAUCCACGGACACAAAGACGCCCCCUCAUCGUUCUGUCCUGCAGGGUCUGAGCUGUUUGCAGGAAGGAUUUCAGGUAUUUUGUGCAUCAGAGGGAAGAACGGAGCUCUAC